UCGCGCGCACUCACACACACACUCACACACGAGCAUCCCAAAGGAUAUUUAAGGCUCGCACACGGGAGGCUGCGGAGAUACCUCGGGAAGCCGCGACUUCAGCCUCGCGCCUUGCAUUUGCUUCUUGGGUUAUUUCGUUUUCCUCUCUUCUUUCCCCGUUGGCCGCCCCUUCUGCACUGAGCUCUUGUGGUCUCUCUCAGCCUUUUUGCCUUUAACUGAAUCAAGGUGGCACACAGGUCGGCGUGCGGAAAUACAUAGUAUAGGUAGAAAUAAGGAAACCUAACGGUGAGAAAGAGAGAAGCAACAGGUCCAGUGCUCCGUGGCCAGGGCAAGCGGCGGACCCUCUCGGCGCCUCGCCCGCAGCCCCUCAGCUCUCGGGGAUCUAGAAAACGGUGCCUGUCCUCUGGAGGGUCUGGGAGGGCCAUUCAGGUGGGUUUCGUUUUGGUUUUUACUUUAUUGCCACCCAGUCCCCAGACUGGGUGCUCCCAGCUAUCUGUGCUUUUCACUCCUAACUGGGAGGGGAGAAGAAAGCGGAGGAUGGUCGACGCCUGCUGGUCUCGGAGCUGAGGAAAGCAGAGGUCCAUCUCCGCUCUGGAGCUCCGGCUCAGCCAACUAGUUGUGCAGCCACAGGGACUGAACUUUGGAGGAAUCGGCUUUUUUCUUUGCUUCUAAGAUUACUGGAGAUAGUAGAAGGUGAUAGGCGAAGCCGAGACAGCCGACCCCGCCACCAUGCUGGUGAAGAAGCACGCAGGGAAAGGAGGUAGCCGUGAGCCCGGCUCCCAGGAUCCGAGCCCCGCGGGGCAGCGCUGUGCCCGGACCUGGCCCGCGUGCGCGGCCCUGGCGGCUCUCCUGUCGGUGGUGGCCGUGAUGUUCUGUCUAUACCUGGGGGUGAAAACCAGCGACCUCCAGGCGAGGAUCGCCGCUCUUGAAUCCGCCAAAGGGGACCCUUCCUUUCGUCUGCUGCCUGAUUCCCUGGAUCAUCUCAAGGCAAUGGUGCAAGAGAAAGUGGAGCGACUUCUGGCUCAGAAAUCCUAUGAACAUAUGGCUAAAAUAAGAAUCGCAAGAGAAGCACCUUCAGAGUGUAACUGCCCAGCAGGCCCUCCAGGGAAGCGAGGUAAGAGAGGCCGAAGAGGAGAAUCUGGUCCUCCUGGUCAACCUGGUCCCCAGGGCCCUCCUGGUCCAAAGGGUGACAAGGGAGAACAAGGUGAUCAGGGGCCUCGGAUGGUGUUUCCUAAAAUCAAUCAUGGGUUUCUCUCUGCUGAUCAGCAGCUCAUUAAACGCCGCCUGAUUAAGGGUGACCAAGGACAGACAGGCCCUCCAGGCCCUCCAGGACCUCCAGGCCCAAGAGGUCCUCCUGGGGACACAGGGAAAGAUGGCCCCCGUGGAAUGCCCGGAGUGCCUGGAGAACCAGGAAAGCCAGGAGAACAAGGCUUAAUGGGUCCUCUGGGGCCUCCAGGACAAAAGGGUUCUGUUGGCAUACCUGGCAUUGCAGGGAUGAAUGGGCAGAAGGGUGAACCCGGGUCGCCUGGAGCAGUAGGACAGAAUGGAAUACCAGGCCCAAAGGGAGAACCUGGAGAACAAGGAGAAAAGGGUGAUGCUGGAGAGAAUGGCCCCAAAGGUGACACAGGCGAAAAGGGUGAUCCUGGAUCAUCUGCUGCAGGAAUUAAGGGAGAACCUGGAGAAUCUGGUCGUCCAGGGCAAAAGGGUGAACCAGGGCUCCCUGGGCUUCCUGGACUUCCGGGGAUAAAGGGAGAACCAGGUUUCAUUGGUCCUCAAGGAGAACCAGGCUUACCAGGGUUACCAGGAACAAAAGGCGAACGUGGGGAGGCAGGGCCUUCUGGAAGAGGGGAGCGAGGGGAGCCUGGAGCCCCUGGACCAAAGGGGAAACAAGGUGAAUCAGGAACUAGAGGCCCAAAGGGGUCAAAGGGUGAUCGUGGAGACAAAGGGGACUCUGGAGCUCUGGGACCAAGGGGUCCACCUGGUCAAAAAGGGGAUCCGGGAGCCACCGAGAUCAUAGACUACAAUGGCAACCUCCAUGAAGCCUUGCAGGGGCCCCCUGGACCUCCUGGACCUCAAGGACUGCAAGGGCCCAAGGGAGAGCCAGGUUCCCCAGGAAUCCCAGGAGCUGAUGGAGAGCAGGGACUCACAGGCUCAAAAGGGGAAAUGGGGGACCCAGGUAUGCCAGGCGAAAAAGGAGGAAUUGGACUUCCUGGAUUACCGGGGGCCAAUGGAAUGAAAGGGGAAAAAGGAGACUCUGGAUUGCCAGGCCCUCAGGGUCCUUCCAUCAUAGGCCCCCCAGGUCCCCCAGGCCCGCAUGGCCCUCCAGGCCCCAUGGGACCACAUGGACUUCCUGGACCAAAGGGUACAGAUGGCCCUAUGGGACCCCAUGGCCCUGCAGGUCCCAAAGGAGAAAGAGGUGAAAAAGGAGCUACCGGAGAGCCAGGACCCAGAGGGCCCUACGGUCUGCCUGGCUUCCCUGGUCCACGAGGAGAGAAGGGUGAUCUAGGAGAAAAAGGAGAAAAGGGAUUCCGUGGCGUUAAGGGGGAAAAAGGGGAGCCAGGCCAGCCUGGCCUGGAUGGGCUGGAUGCCCCUUGCCAAUUGGGACCAGAUGGGUUACCCAUGCCUGGCUGUUGGCAAAAGGUAGGCUGUGUUUCAGAAUUAUUUCUAAAAAGAGUACUCUCCCUUUCUCUUAUCCUGGGCUAGCCUUUUCCAUUCUGAACAACAGAUCUUUUAAAUUUGACAUUCCCGAAAGUUGUUUGGGUGUUAAAAACAAAAAAGUCCAUCUUCCAGACUAUCUCUUGUUGAACAUACUUACU
Messenger RNA from Choloepus didactylus (southern two-toed sloth), 2816 nucleotides. It is a transcript of the gene COL25A1, whose product is annotated as collagen type XXV alpha 1 chain. The record is from RefSeq and is a predicted model, not a curated record. The transcript has 34 exons. Bases 730 to 2703 code for a protein of 657 amino acids. Lineage: Eukaryota; Metazoa; Chordata; Mammalia; Pilosa; Megalonychidae.